CUGUCUCUUCCGUGUUAUUCGACAUUUGCUGCAGUCAUCGCGCAAUCAACAGUUAAUGUGCGAAGCUGGGAUGCCUCGCGAUUUGCUCUCGCUAAUGUCUUACGCCCUUGCCAACGAGGCGCACCCCUUUUUUGUCCCACUCCGCAGCAUUUUUGAGCGACUCGGCAGUCAGGCAUUGACGCCGCGUGAUCUCCGGUUAGUAUUCUCCGAAGCUAUAUGUGCAAAGAUUUACUUUGAUUCGGCUUUCUGGCAAGCUCAUAUGCACAUACAAGUUUACACAGUUGCACACUUUCCGAUUCUACCACUAAUGCAUUUAAGGGAAAAAUCCUUCGCAAAUGAAUUCAUAUUAUUCUUGGGAAUUGCACAAAUCAGGAUAGUUAGGUUUGGAAGCUAUUUAAAAAUAGUUUAUUCUAUACUUGUGGUUUCACCCAUUAGGCCUUGGUCCAUACCGUUCCAUAGAGAGCAUACUUCCGUUCGCUUUCACGUUUUUAACGUUUCCCUUUUUGAGAUAUUUUAG
Protopolystoma xenopodis is the source of this 517-nucleotide messenger RNA. The record is from the annotation of a GenBank genome assembly. Lineage: Eukaryota; Metazoa; Platyhelminthes; Monogenea; Polystomatidea; Polystomatidae.